GACCCUUAACAGAGGACUGCUUAAUAGCGGUUUGACUGUACUACUGUUAUCUGCGGUUAGUAAUAGAGAGAUUAAGCAGUUUUAACAGACGCCUACUGAAUAUGAUUCAGGAAUAAGUAUUUCUGUUUUAAAACAGUUGUUUAGCAAUUCUCCUGCACACAAAUAUCUUAAAAUGUAGGCAAGGUUUCUUCACACUGUUUGGUUUUGUGUUGUUGGUAUUCAACUCGCGAUAUGCUUCACUCUUUUUGUGUUUAAGGCAUGGCAGUGGGAGAUAUCGAGGUCCGUCUUGGUAAAUUGUUCACUGACAAGAUCAAACAUCCAGAACGCGAAACAGCGCAGAUAAUUGGUGCUGACAGGAUUAUAAUUCAUCACCAGUACUCCACAAACGUAGACGAUUACGACUCAGAUAUUGCCCUGAUUUACCUCAGCAGGGACGCUGUUUUCACUGAUUACGUCAGACCAAUCUGCCUGCCUCUGCGUAAAACUGACGAAGAUAAAUUUUUGUUGAAGCCAGGAAAUGACAUGGUGAUUACAGGCUGGGGCGUUAAAAAAGAGCGAGGUAGAACCCUUAAGAGACUCCACCAAGUUACUGUACCCAUUGUGGAGCAAACGUUGUGCAAGAAAGCGCACCGUAGAUAUCCUGUCACGAGCAAUAUGUUCUGCGCUGGUUAUCAUGACGGGUCACGUGGUGAUGCUUGCCAAGGAGACUCGGGAGGACCGCUGGCCAUGGAUAACAGCCGUACAGUUAGCGAUGAUGAUCAACGCUGGGUGCUCGCGGGCGUCGUGUCUUGGGGGGAUGGUUGUGGAAGAAUUGGAAAAUAUGGCGUGUACACCAAGGUGUCAGCUUUUGCUCGGUGGAUAAAUGAUCAGAUAAAUUCGGAUUAAAAAUCACGUAGUCGUUCUUGGAUCAAGACAUGAAUUAAUGUUAGUCAUUAAAAGGCAAUUUUAUUGUUGUUUUGUAGUUUUGGUUUGUAAAGUAGCUCUCCCUCUCAAAAAAAAUCAAGACAUGAUUUAAUGUUAGUCAUUGUAAGACAAUUUAAUUGUUGUUUGUAGUUUUGGUUUGUAAAGUAACUCUCCAAAUAGUUUAAAUAAACGUAAAGUAGAAUGAAAACAA
Messenger RNA from Orbicella faveolata, 1114 nucleotides. RefSeq lists its product as uncharacterized. Gene Ontology annotation, biological process: proteolysis. Gene Ontology annotation, molecular function: serine-type endopeptidase activity. The record is from RefSeq and is a predicted model, not a curated record. Lineage: Eukaryota; Metazoa; Cnidaria; Anthozoa; Scleractinia; Merulinidae.